Molecule: messenger RNA, 8321 nt
Organism: Varroa destructor (honeybee mite)
Lineage: Eukaryota; Metazoa; Arthropoda; Arachnida; Mesostigmata; Varroidae
Product: bromodomain adjacent to zinc finger domain protein 1A-like
Biological process (GO): regulation of heterochromatin formation; chromatin remodeling; regulation of DNA-templated transcription
Cellular component (GO): nuclear chromosome; CHRAC
Molecular function (GO): DNA binding; protein binding
Source: RefSeq, a predicted model, not a curated record
UUGAUCUUCCUUGAUUAUAGUCUGUUUUGAAGGCACAGAAGUGUGGACACAUCUUCGAUCAGUUCUAGCUGUUGCCUGUGUGUAUGUUUGAGUGCGUGAAGGUUCAUUUUUUUCGGUCAUUCGUUCAUUCGUUACUAUAUACUUACUUCUGAGGCUUUGGUGGGGUGCAGUAAACUCUCAGUCGGCUGCUUCACAGCCGUGAUGUGCCGACUACUACUGUUACCAUCGUUUCGUUAGUUCCGCCGUCAGCGCUAUAGCUGUCGUUUGCAGACUGUUGUCGCUACUGUCUCUGUCUAUAGCAUCAAUCGCUGUGGCAGCAACAGCAGCUGCAGCAGACUAGAACAGCGUGGGGAAGAGUCAAGAAGCAGUUACUCAUCUAUUCGUCGGAUGGAGUAGCGGCGGCAACGCUCGCGGCGACCGAAGAGGACGCACGUUACUGCCCGAGACAGCGACUAGUUCCAGUACGGCAGCUGCCGAUCACUGGCAAACUGCCGAACGACACCCGGGCGGCUAUUUCUGCGACGGCUGCACUACUGCACGCGUUGGGACAGUCGACGGUGGAGGCAUCACGGUGUUUUGGCGCAUCGUGGACCCUGUCUGUCUUACAUUAUAAAACGCUUAGGUCUAAUAACGUACGCAAACAUUUUAAGGACUGCUGAGGUGAUACGUGGUGCCAGCAGAAACUUCAAAGUGUUUGACGGGGAAGAAUAUCGCGAGCAUAACACUCAGCUCAUUAAAAUUUUGUUGGGUUUAGCCAGUAAGUUGUGACGUACUCGUGCUUUAUAUGAGUUGUAAUGACACCCAACCAAUCGGAUAGGGAUACUCCAGUCGUUAAAGCUUUAAAAAAAUUAGGGAAUUUAAAAGUACGGAUUGUCUCUUCGUCAGCGACUGCCCAGGACACAGAGUUAGGAGUCUGAUCCGGUGUCGAUCCUUCUAUAUGUUAAAGUAAAGCUCGCUCAUUAACAAUGACAACUAUAACGGUAACAAAAGUGAAAACAGAAGGCCUAAAAAAAUCGCAACGCCGACGACAGCUGUUACAACAGUAGUUCUAAAAACAGUGGAAACAUCAGGAAGAAACGACAACAACAACAACAUUUAUAGUUCAAAUAAGCUCACGACAAGCGUCGCGGUUGCCUAUAGCUAUCGUUGCAUAAUCGCGUAUAUACAUCGUGCAUGAACUGUUGUGUAAUCGCCAUUUGUAAAUGUAUGAGCAUCGAGCGGUUGACGUCGAACGCCUCACACACGCAGUUCUCGUACAUAGGAAAUCUCCCACAUCAUCAUCGGCUCGAAAGGAUUCUGACGAGGAAAAUUUACCAGUUCAGCCGCUUUGCAGCAGUAAGUCACCCUGUUCUGACCGUACGAACAACGGGCUAUCAACGACACCAACCGUGGCGUACAAUCGAGACAACGGGACUAACGUCAACGAGCCACCGGUGAAGCACAUGAACGGCGGGGGUUCCGAAUGCGCGAUCAUUACCAAUGGCACAGACAAGGUGACAAUUAGCUUAGUCAAUGAUAGCAAUGACGGCGAAGACGACUACGAACCACCGCCGACAGUGAAGGCCCGCGAAGUGCAGGAUCCACCCGUCAUCAAGGCUGUCAAACCACAACGAAAGAGUGCCGCAAACAAUACGGCAGUUCGACUCAACCAGACGAAACGCGAAGAAAAACUCAUUAAUAACGAGCUCAAGAAGCGGGCGGCGCUAGACAACAAUAUAGAACCGGCCGUUACGGAACUCAUUGACAGCAAAAAAAUGCGAAUGGAUGAUGGAGUCGUAGUUCUCGAUGAUGACAACGAUGAUGACGUGAUUAUUGUGGAUCCUGCAUCAUCGGGGCGUUCGCCCCGAAAGUCGGCUCGCAGUACGCCUGCGAAGUCAUACAAAGAGGUUGAUUCCAGUCUCUAUGAGGAGCGCAGGCCUAAGACAGCUAAAAAUCGGAGCCUCGAAAAAUUCAAAGAGUUUUUCAAGGCUGCUGCUGAACGCUCCAAGACGAAACCUGAUGCUGUCGAAGUACUUCCUAGACCACAAAAAGAAGCAAAGCCAGCAAAGGAACCAAAGCAGCCAAGAGAACCGAAAGAGCCAAAGCCACCGAGAGAACCGAAGAAAAGGGGACCAAAACCCAAAUAUCCCCGUCCUUCUAUGGAGCAGCUCAACAGUCUCUUUCAGCUGCAACAAAAUGGACUUGCCGCUGCCCUUGGUAUCUCGUUACCCCCUUCGAUUGCUAGCGCACUAAGUAUUAGCGUAGUGCCAAGCAAUCCUACUUCAUCAAACCACAACCCCUUACCACCGCAUCAAUUUAUUCCUGCAGCAAAUCAUCCCUUCUUUCAAGCGAAUCCGUUUGCAUCGCUUUUUCCGACCAACGCAGUUAGUCAUUUGGUACCACCAAGUGGCCCACAAGCACCAAGAAUUGGCGAUGGUUUGCAACCCGGAGCUGGUCUUACUCCUAAACGGCGAGGACGGAAGCCGGUCAUAUUGACCGAAGAGGAACGAGAGGCCCGCAAACAGGCAUACAAGCGAAAACUCGCGGAGAAGCUCAAAGAAAAGCGGCGACUCGAACGCGAAGCUAAAGAACAGGCCAAGGCUUUGCAUGAUGAUCUUUCAAUUCCUAACCUAAAGGCACUGCCCACGCUACCCGAAUUCAACUGCAAGAUCCCAUCCGAGGGUUUGGGUGAUCUUAUGUGCAUCCUCGAAUUUAUGAGUGCCUAUUCCUCGGAGUUAGGUGUGAAAGACUACUUUCCACAAGGUGUUUCCUUCGACAUCCUUGAACGGGCCUUUACAGAAAAUGACCCAAUGGGCCUGCUUGUCAAUGUUGUUCAGAUCCUUCUCGGGUGCAUCGUACGGUUGCAAGAUAAGGAUUGGACCAUUGACUACAAUGUUAAGCAUGACAACGAUGAGAGCGAUAAAUCGGUCAUUCAGGCUCAAGAAAAAGCAGCUGCAGCCGGGAGGGAGUUUAGAGACACAUUUGGGUUCAUGUUCCAUACAGCUCCUCUGGAUUCCUUCACGUACAGUGAUAUGCUUCGAUGGCAUCUUAAGGCGAGCGGAGCUCCAGGAGUGGACCUUCGGGACCGGAUACAUUGUCAUCAAGGAUUCACACCCAAAGAAGAUCCGGGCUUCAAAUUUGUUUGCGAAAACCCCGACGUGAUGGAGAAGUUAGAGCGGGGCUCAAUUGCAGGUCUCAAUGUUCUUGAAAAAAUCAAGGUUGUACGGUGUCUUGUAGACCAGCUACUCACAUUAGAGUUAUUCCGAGAGACAAUCGAGGAUGGCCUCGAUCGCUGUGUCGAACUCAAAGUCCAACUGAAGAAGCUUUUAUGGAGAAAGAAAUUGUUGGAGGACGAAGAAAAGGGCAUCAAGAAAGAAAAGGGGGGGAAUAACCCCACCGAAGAGGGAGAAGACAGUAAAAAUACCGAAGAGGUGCGAAAAACAAAUGAGGAUGAGAAGAAACGGAAAAACUGGAGAUAUGAUCUCCCGGAGAUGCCACGGCGCGAGCUGGAACAGAGGAUCACUACAACGGAAACUCAAAUCAACAAAGUGUGGUAUCGGUUUGGCUUAUCGUGUCUUGGGGAGGAUCGUGCUCAUCGAAUCUAUAAUGUGAUGCACUCGGUGCCUGCUAUCGUAGUCGAGACGCUCGCUUGUGUUGAAGCCCCCUGCAUAGAAGGAGGAACGCCAGCACCCUCAUCAAAAGAGUCUGUAGUUGAGAACGGACCAACGUCUGCGGCCCAUGGUUCGCAUCCAACGGAGAACGGGACUGCGAAGAGUGUAAACGCAAAACCAGAGAUCAAUGAGAUUAAAGGUAGUGCGUCCUCCUCACCAACAAAAUCUGUUUCUGGUUCACCACAAAAAUCCACUGUCAAGACAGAAGGCGGUGCAGAUGCCGAAGAGAAGAAGAUUGAGGUACCAGUCGAUGAUACCCUAGUCUGCAGUGGGAACAUGGAAACUUGUCGAGUGCACGCAGAUCAGCAACCUCGCUAUUAUUUCAUCCAGAAUCACCAACAAUUAGAGGCUCUAGUUAAUGCUCUCGCUCCGAAAGGCUUACGCGAGACCGUCCUUAAGGAAACGAUCACCAACGAAAUGGACUACCUCCGAAAUGUUAUUAAAAGAACACCCAUAUCCAAAUUGAACCGCACAAUGCGCGACACCUAUCGUCGCAAAUAUCCCUCUGAAGCUCUGAAAUCUUCGAAUGUUUUGGGUCUUGAAGCCAAUGUGGCUCUGGAUCUUACGUUUCGCGAACUGCUGUUGGAUAUUGAAGAUAAGGCCGUUCAAGCAUCGCUUGGUGGAUUCAAGGCCGAAAGUGGUCGUCGCCAGUCCUGGCGGGCAGAACUAGAUGAGCCACUGAUCCGGAUGCAGAAACUGACACCAGAACAAACCAACAAAAUUAUGAAAGUAGAUGAGCACGAAGUGAAGAGGAUGGCCGAACGGUUGCUGGAGUUUGCUGAAACAGUACCAGCGAGAUUUCUGAAUGGCCCACUUGGAGAACAAGUUGACGAAAAUACACCUGCUAAAAUGGAAAACUGGAAAGCAGCAUUACCCAACUGCACCAACUUUUCCCAGCUGUUCCUCUUCUAUUCGGCGCUCGAAGCAUCGAUUCAAUGGCAGAAGGGUCUUAUUCAAGCGAGAUGUAAAGUUUGUCGAGGAAAGCCCACACCUGAGCGAAUGGUACGCUGCGAUCGUUGCGAUCAAAUUUUCCAUCUAUCAUGCUUAAAACCAGCUCUGCGUGAUGUGCCUGAAGAAACCUGGUUUUGCAAGAAUUGCGAGCCAGAUACCGUGCUUGAGUCCCCUCUUAAAAAACAGCGCACCAACGGAACGGCGGCAUCUGCCGAGCCGGAGGCCGCACCCCCGGCUGAAAAACCGGUCAUUGAGAAUAAUGAAUACUGCGACGUUUGCCGAAGAGACGAGAAGUUAUUAUUGUGCGAUUUUUGUCCACGGUCUUUCCACCUGGAGUGUCUCGAUAUAAAACGUGCACCGAGAGGAGACUGGCGUUGCAUUGCCUGUUGCCUUGAGCCGAAAAAAUACCGCCAAGAACUCAAAGAACUCCGUAAGCGAGUACUGGACAAAGAAGCAGCUGAGGUUGAUGUACAGCUUGACCUAAAUCAGUGCGCGAAGUGCGGUGAACUACUAAGUCGAGGUCAUAUUGAUUGCAAAGGAUGCGCUCGUAAAUUCCACCUGAUUUGUGCUGAUCUACCGAAACGGCCUAAAGGUGAUUGGUACUGCCGCAAGAAAUGUGAACCAGGAUAUGUGCCGAAUGAAUCACUGAGUCAAAUACUACUUCUCGAUGACGAAUCGAUGGACGAAAAGGAAAGCGUUGCUGAGGAAGAGGAAGUGGUCGAGGCGAUGGAGGAGGAAGAAGUCGUAGACGCGGAGAAAUCAUUCGCCGAAGCUGACGCGUACGACUACAAGGCGUGCUCCGAUAUCCUUGAUGUUCUCAAGAAGUCAGAUCACGCCUGGCCAUUUCUCACGCCUGUGACCAAGAAGGAUGCACCCGACUAUCACAGGAUUAUUAAGAAACCCAUGGACUUUGGCACAGUCCAGACCAAGCUGAACGACUCUAAGUAUACGCGUAACUCGGAGUUUGUAUCCGACGUUAUGCAAGUAUUCAUCAACUGCGAACAGUACAAUAUGGAGGAAGCAGAGGUUUAUCGAGAAGGUAAACAGCUACUUGAACUCUUUGUCGACCUACUCGAUAAUUACUCCAUGGCACCUUUGCUCGACACACAACAAUUUAAAUGGUUGGAUGAUUACAUCAACAAUCGAUGCCCCAAGUGUCAACAAGAAUUCGCUGAUGGAGCUAAGACGGUCACUUGCAAAGGGUGUUCGUCGACUUUUCAUCCUAAAUGUGCGGGCGUGAAAGGAAGCACGGCAAAGUGGACAUGCUCUAAUUGUACACAAAUGGUUGAAAAUGAAGAGGAACCUGCCGAAAAGACAGUCUGUGAAGAGGAUGAGCAGCAAAUGGAGGAAGACAACCCGGAACCCAUUGACGUACACGGGUUUGACUAUAAGGCGUGCACGGAUCUGCUCAACUACCUUUUAAAGGAUAGCCUCUCUUUUGCGUUCCGCAAGCCGGUGACAAAGAAAGACGCGCCCGAUUACUUUGAAAUAAUCGCUCAGCCGAUGGACCUGUCGACGAUACAGAACUCCCUAAACAACAUGGGCUACAAGUCGAAUCGAGAUGUUAUCUUCGACAUUGUCCUUAUGUUCGAUAACUGUGAACGCUAUAAUCAUGAGGCAAGCGAUAUAUACGCCGAUGCAUAUGCCCUCUGGGAGAAGUUACUGCGGUGGUUGACGCGACGAGGGCUAGAGGUUCUCCUGGAAAAAACGCCCGAUUGGAAGAUCACCAAGGGGGCCCGUCGAUCGAAAUCUAACAGUUAAAUCAUUUUCGAUACUAUUACUAAAACUCCUUAUCUUCUUGGUUAUUCUUAUUGAUGAAAACAGCCUACUGGAACGUAAUCUGCUUGCUAGUCCGGCUUCAGAAAUGGAGUUUGGAAAAAAACUCUGUGACGAAUAGGAAUCGAAUUCUGGGCAAUAAGAAUAGAAAAAAUUAGCAGCAGAAAAGAAAGCAACAAGCAACAACAAACAAAACUCGACAAAAACGGACACAAACGACGGGGUGCCGCUUAGAAUUUUACAAUUAUGCGCACACAAUGACAUUAUUAUCGACAAUGAGAAUUAUUACUAUUAUUAUUAUUAUUAUUAUUAUUAUUAUUAAUGAUGGCGACAGCAACAAUAAUGAAGUAAUCGUGGUGAUGAUAACGAUACUAAUACUUGAAUCCUUCGCAUACGGACGAAUUUUAUGAAAUUAACGGACUGUAGCAGUAGCAACCGUGCGUGAACAGAAAUAGAUGAGAACAGAAUGACCUGUGCGGUAGCUGAAGAAAAGGAAACAAUAGUACUAAUCGUAUAUUUACAGAGUGGGGUAAAGGUUGACUUAAAGUUGGGCACGACGUGAGGUUAAAGUUAAGAAAAAAUAGGUUUUUAAUAGUGAAAAAAGUAUGCUGCUUGCAAUUGAAGUAGUAUCUAAUUAAAGCGAAAAAGCUACUUUUUCAUAAUUGGAAGCCCAUUUUUCCUCAAUUGUCAACUUACGACAUACCCUGCUGUAAGCCUACUUUUGGCCCGCCCUGUAUAUAAAUAUAUAGGAUAUAUAGGAUAAUAUAAUGGCUAACAAUAAUAGUAGUAAUAAUAAUCGCGAAUGAAUGCGAAUCAUUGCUGAAUGCGAACUGAGAAUACUUUUUGACUAAUACUACUAUUGCUAUCACAAUUACCUAUACAAUUAUUGAAGUGUAGUCGCUAUUAGAAUUUUGAUUAUGUUACGGAGGCAAAUCUUGAUACGUUUGUUUUAUUGUAUCUUAUUGGUUAACUGUGGUCUUCCCCGAAGUUCGGCCUGACAACAUGUAAUUGGCUAUACAAUGUAAACGCUGUCUAUAUGGUCACAGUUAACAAACUAAUAAUUACAACUAAUAUAGUAAGACCGAGCGUAAGAGAGCAAUGCUAGCACGCAAUAUGGUGCACUUUGCAUAUUGUGUGGUCAAAAUUUAAAACGAAUUUGACCAGAGAACAAAUGCAACAUUUACGUUGAUUGAGAAAAUCACCUCUUGUGAGGAAUCGUAGUUCACGACACAAGGUUCCUGAUCGCUUUUUUAGAGAUUUAACUCGCAACCAAGCAAGAAUUUAUAUAUUCAGAGGUAACAAAUUGGAUUGUCAAACAGUACUGCAUCUAAGCAUAUUUCAGGGGACUCCCCUGUUGUAUCGGCUCGAUUUAUCUGUCGUAAACGAGCUCUAUUCGACAUUUCUUAUUAUGCCCUAAAUGAUUGUUUGUAUUUGAUUAUACAAGCGGCUCUUCCCAAGUAGUCAUAAUACCGGCUACGGUUACGGGAACAAGAAAGGACGCAUGACGUGUAAUUAAUUAAGUUUAUUAAGUUAGACGAUAAUAAUAAUGGUGAUCAUGAUAAAGUGAACGUGAGCAGCAAAUGACCAUAAACCGGAUAAUUCCGAGGAUACCUGGGAUCUCCACAAAGCGGGUGCCGUUUUCUGUUUGUGCGAAUGUACGAAUAAACACGACGAUGACAAUAAAAACAUUAUAAUAUGAAAAAUAAAUAACGAAUGCAGAAUGCGUACCCGCAACAACGGUAGGAACUAUUGAAAACUGAUUGUCCUAUAAUGACUAUGUUAAUAAUGAUAAUGACGCUAACCAUCAUAAAAACAUCCAAAGCUUCUUUCUAUUUUCUAGAACAACACAAAAUAUAUCAUAUCGCUACUCUCAGUGGAGACGAAGGAUGAAACUCAACAACUUCACCCAUUUAUUUCAGCUCUUCGCUGCCCCGAAAACUAUAU